Benincasa hispida (wax gourd) is the source of this 3153-nucleotide messenger RNA. It is a transcript of the gene EIP9, whose product is annotated as Chaperone DnaJ-domain superfamily protein. The record is from RefSeq and is a predicted model, not a curated record. NCBI's taxonomy places the organism in Eukaryota, Viridiplantae, Streptophyta, Magnoliopsida, Cucurbitales, Cucurbitaceae.
UUGAUUACAGUGGAGAACAGAGGACCAGAUCAGUGGAAACUGGGAAGAGAGAGAGAGAGAGAGAGCUGGAGCUUAGAGAGAGUGAGGUCGGGAAAUGGACCACAACGGCGGCGGCGGGAAUAGGGCGGAGGCGUUGCGGUGGUUGAGCAUAGCGGAGAAGCUUUUGGCGGCGCGUGACUUCUAUGGAACUAGGAGCUUUGCGAUCCGGGCGAGGGAAUCGGACCCGAUAGUGCUGGAGGCGGCGGACAGGGUAAUCGCCGUUGCGGACACACUGCUGGCGGCGGAAGGACGGAUCAAUAAUCAGUAUGACUGGUAUAGUAUUUUGCAAAUUUCGCAGCCGACUCAGAGCAUUGAGCUAAUCGCUACUCAGUAUCGGCGACUGGCACUUCUUCUUCAUCCGGAGGCUAAUAGAGUUGCGUUUGCGGAUCAUGCUUUCAGGCUUGUCUCUGAUGCAUGGUGUGUGCUUUCGAAUCCUUUGAGAAAAGCUUUGUAUGAUAAUGAUUAUCUUAUGUGCUCUAAGUUUAGCUCUGGAACGACUGGGUCGAGUCAAAAACCGAAGUCCCCGCCGCAGCAGCCUCAAUUUCCGCAGCCUGUUAGAACUAGUCCGAGGAAAGAGACUAGGAUGACGGUAGAGGAGCCUCAGCAUCAGGAACGGCCACCGCCACCGCCACCGCCGGAACGUCCGCAGCCGCCACCGCCACCGCCACCGCCACAGCCACAGCCACAGCCACAGCCACAGCCACAGCCACAGCCACAGCCACAGCCACAGCCACAGCCACAGCCACAGCCACAGCCACCACCUCCUCAACCGUCUCCUCACCGGCCACAGCAGCAGGAGGAUCCGCAGCCGCAGCAGCAGCAGCAGCAAUUUGUAAGAAAACCCCCCAAAUCGAUGAAUGCUAAAGUAACCGUAGAAGAAGAGAGGCCAAAUGUCAGUGAUGUCAAUGAGUCAACUCAGGAAGCUACUCAGCAGCACAUUGAUUCCAAUCAUCCUUCACGGGAGGCUGAGUCUACUUUACCGACUGCGUCCACUUUGCCGACUGAGUCGAGCAUUCCGAGUUUCUGGACUGCUUGUCCAUACUGUUAUAAUCUCUACGAAUACCCUAAGGGUUAUGAGGAUUGUGUGCUUAGGUGCCAGAAUUGUGCCAAGGCAUUUCAAGCACUGGUUAUUCCUUCACCACCAGUAGCUGAUAGUGCUUCUACCUUCUGUUGCUGGGGGUUUUUCCCACUUGGGGUUUCUCCCAAUGCUAAAGGGGCAGUGGGUUCUGUAGCCUGGUCGCCCUUUUCAGCUAUGUUUUCCUGUCCUUUGCCUGGUAAGGUGGGAACAAAACCGGGGAAAACUAGAAAUGUUAAACCCGCCAAGAAAUCUACACCAAGAUUUAUUUGUGAAGAGGAUGAUAUUUAUGUCGAAGUUUCAGAACCGAGUGAUAGUUCUGAUGAAGAGUGGGGAAGAAUAAGUAAGAAGAAGAAGCCUAAGAGGGGUUUGGCUUAUAGAAUUGAUAAGAGAGCGCAAUCUGAGAGCUCACUGAAAGGGAACCAAGGAAAUGUAGGGAAUGGAAAUACAGAUGAAGUUGAGAAUAUGAAUGGGCCGUUUGGAGAACAAAAUGGGUUGAUGCGAUUCGGUUUGCCAAACUCUACAAAGGGUGAGUCCAGUAAGAAGGCUGUGGCAGCCGCAGGGGGUACUGGGAAGAAGCAUAAAGGCAAAGGGCCAAAGGAGCUAGGGAAGUUGGAUUUGAAUGUGGAAUUCAGCAAUGAGGUGGAAGAACCCGCCACAGGCGUAAGUGGAGGACAUGGGGAGGAUUACAUUGAGGGAGGUGGGUUCUUUGAGGGCCUUGAUGAAUUUUUGAGUAGUCUGCCAAUACUUAAUGCUGUGGCCGAUGAUAAGGUCAAAGCUAGUUAGUAAGGCUCUUGGAUGUUAUUCUUAACGAAUAUAUAGAUUCUUUAGUAUCCAGGAGAAAGAAUUCUAUUGAAAUCCUUCAGGCCAUGGUCUGGGCGGCUGCAACUGUGUGUAUUGAAAUGCUCAUCUUUUCACUCGAUUUAAGGUUUAAACAUUGAAGUACAUGCUGUAAUCCUCUUGGACAAGUUUCUAAUAUGACGUCAUCAUUUUGCCCCCCCCCAGCUUGGAUGUGUUUACAUCUUGAGAGUUGCCUUUUCUGGAAGUCGUCCUUCCUUUUGAUGAUCAUUGGGAGAUUCGUAAGUAAGAAAUAAAAGACUUUUUCAGGAAAAAGGUGGUGGUGGGAGAGGUGUGAGAUGAGGGUUGGAUUGUUGUAUCUCUUUGAUCCUUUAUUCUCAAAGAGCAUUGUAAUAAUACUCUAUCUUUGAUUUUUGGAAAACUGAAAAGUUUAUGUUGUAAAUCACAAUCUCCAUUGCCAUGGAUAUGAAUGGUAGACUCCUGUUAUCCUCUUCAAGCUUUGUACUCCCUGAUAGUACAAGUUGCUCCUCCAUUGCUAUGUACAUUAGUGGUGGAGUCCUAUUCUCUUUUUGUUUCUUUGUACUUAUUGAUAAUACAAAUUCCUCCAUUGGGACAAAGGAAAAAGGAGAGGACUACCAUAUCAGUCCAUCUAAUCUUGGAGCCAUGAUUGAAGUCUUUAUCUGAAAGGGCCAAAGCAUUUCUCUUGCCCCCUUCUGUUCCCCUUUUCGGUUGCAUUAGAAUACUUAUCAUGACAGUACAUGCGCCAAGGGUUAUAUUAUGUUAUAAUGUUUUGUUAGAUUUACAAAUAACCAUCAUAGUCCUACAACCGAACGAAGCUACACUAUUGCCAUGACAGAAAUUAUUAGGAUUAAGCUUUAAGUUCCACAUGUCUACUGUCACAUUGUAUAAGUCCCUGCACACUGGAAUGCACAUGUUCAUUAUUAUCUACUUAUCCUCACGCCUUUUCAAAUACAUCUUUAUGAUUUUGGUUGCUUAUAAUUAAGAUGUUGAUAUGUUCUUGCCUUGCUCACUAUUCCUAGACAUGAUGAUCGCUUGUUAGUGCAAGUAGAACAUAUUCAUAAGCAUGGCUAAUACUUCUAAACAUUGCUUCUGCAACAUAUUUCAUAUCUUCGAUCUUUGAAGUUUCUCAUGAUUAGCAAAAGAAUAUUUUGGUAUGCACGUGUUUUUGUUUUUUUUUUUAAAUUUUGUUAUGAUGUCCAUUGUCAAAAAUGUUGCUAUAU